Molecule: messenger RNA, 909 nt
Organism: Alternaria ventricosa
Lineage: Eukaryota; Fungi; Ascomycota; Dothideomycetes; Pleosporales; Pleosporaceae
Exons: 3
Coding region: 1-909 (302 amino acids)
Source: RefSeq, a predicted model, not a curated record
AUGUAUAGUCGCGGUUUGCUCGUCGAGUACUCACACAGGAUAAACCAGGACGACCCAAGAGACGUAGAAAUGGUCCAGGCUUCUGAAGAGUGCAGAAUCGCCGUAGUACGGAAACGCGUAACCGACCCUGAGACGAAGGCAGUGCGCGUCGUGACAUCCGUAUGGGCGUUUAGCGACGACAACACCACCCGCGUGGAGCUACGUAUGGAAGACGACCAGAUGUACAUCCCGUACUCCAGCUACUUCAACCCAGCCAAAGCCUCCAUCACAGUCCUCUGCGAGCUCAUAUUUCACGACGUCAAGCACGGCAAUCGGCCAGUGCGUGUAGAAAAGACUAGCUGGAUCAACUACGUCUUCGACUCACCACAAGCGGCCGCACUCUUCCAAAACGAACUAAUGGGCCGCACUCUACUCGCGACAUUCCGCACAGAGAAAACAAUGCGCAUUCACGAAGGCCUCUCCAAGUCCUUCUCUUACGCUGAGCAAAUGUGCGGCCUGGAGAACCUCCGCGUCUGGGAAGACAACGACACAGGCGCCAUCAUCGCUCUGAUCCAUUUCUCCGCCGACUUCCGAAACGGCUAUCUAGCCUUCUACCUCAACUCCUCCGUCAAUCCCAUCAAAGUGAAAGACGGCGGGGACAGGGAGGUGAAGAUCAAAGGGCUGAGAGUGCCGAUUGAUCGAGGUGAUCGCGCGAUGAGGAAGGAUAGUUUUGCGGAAGCUGCCACUGCUUCUGUUACAGGGAAAGGUAAGGAGAAAGUGGGGGUUGGGAAGAGUGUGGACAAGGGGAAGGUUAUUAGUGGGGCGAAGAUUGAGUUUGCGACGGAGAUGGAGAAGAGGGAGUUCUUGGAGAUGUGUAGCGAGAUGCAGAGGGAGUUGAUUGAGUUGCCGGAUUUGUUGGGGGUUAAUUGA